Messenger RNA from Ilex paraguariensis (yerba mate), 3345 nucleotides. Lineage: Eukaryota; Viridiplantae; Streptophyta; Magnoliopsida; Aquifoliales; Aquifoliaceae. The record is from the annotation of a GenBank genome assembly.
AUGAAACUUCUACCAUCAGUUCUCAGACCAACCUCCCACUUAACCUCCAACCACCCACCAAAAUUCCACUACUUCCACACUUCCCCAUUCACCUCCUCUCGCGAAAUAUCUAUUUCUAAUGAAGUUAUCAAUCUUGUCAACACAGUAAACCCCAUGGAGAAUGCUCUUGAAAAGGUAGUUCAUUUUCUAUCUCCUGAAAUUGUUGCUUCUGUACUUCAAGAACAGCAAAACCCCGAACUGGGUUUUCGAUUUUUCAUCUGGGCAGCGAAAAGAAAGAGGUAUCGUUGCUGGGUUUCGCAUAAUUUUGUCGUUGAUAUGCUUGUUGGGGAAAAUAGGUUUGAUUUGUAUUGGAAAACUCUUGAAGAGGUAAAAAGUUGUGGGUUUCAUGUAUGUUCGGAUGCUUUUGUUGUGUUGAUUGCUGCUUAUUGGAAGUUGAAAAUGGCCGAAAAGGCUGUCGAGUCGUUUGGUAGAAUGAGAGAGUUUGAUUGCAAACCUGACUUAUUUACUAAUAAUAUGAUAUUGCAUGUUAUGGUUCAGAAAGAUUUGAUUUUAUUGGCAUUAGCUGUAUAUAACAUGAUGUUGAAAUCAAAUUGUGAGCCGAAUUGUUCUACAUAUAGCAUUUUGAUUGAUGGGUUAUUCAAAAAUCGGAAGACCCAAGAUGCGCUUAAACUGUUUGACGAAAUGACUGAGAGAGGCAUUUUGCCCAGUAAGAUUACGUAUACGGUGAUUCUUUCAGGUUUAUGUCAAGCAAAGAGGAUCGACGAUGCAUUCAGACUCUAUAAUUCGAUGAAAAGUAGUGGGUGUACUCCUGAUUUUGUUACUUACAAUGCUUUGCUCAAUGGGUUUUGUAAAGGGGGUAAAAUAGAUGAAGCCUUUGCGCUUCUGAGGUGCUUUAAGAAGGAUGGAUAUGUUGUUGGAGUAAAAGCGUAUAGUUGUUUGAUUGAUGGUUUAGUUAGAGCUGGGAGGUUUAAUGAAGCGCACGAUUUGUUCCAGAAACUCUUUGAGGCAAAUAUUAAACCUGACCUUAUCUUGUACACAGUUAUGAUAAGGGUGUUGUCUCAAGCAGGAAGGGUGAAGGAUGCUUUGAAUUUGUUGAGGGAUAUGACGGAGAGAGGUGUGGUACCGGACACUCUCUGCUAUAAUACUCUGAUCAAAGGGUUUUGUGAUAUGGGUCUCUUGGACCAAGCUGGAUCUCUUAAACUAGAAAUUUCAGACCAUGAUCUUUUUCCGGACACUUGCACUUAUACCAUUCUUAUCUGUGGUAUGUGCAGGAAUGGCCUUGUAGGUGAGGCAAGGCAAAUUUUCAAUGAGAUGGAGAAACUUGGAUGCUUUCCUUCAGUUGUGACCUUCAAUGCUCUUAUUCAGGGACUGUGUAAGGCUGGUGAGUUGGAAGAAGCUCACAUCAUGUUUUACAAGAUGGAGAUUGGACGAAAUCCUUCAUUGUUUCUUCGGCUUUCCCAAGGUGCAGACCGGGUUUUUGAUAGUGCAAGCCUCCAAAAAAUGGUGGAGAGAUUGUGUGACUCAGGGUUAAUUCUGAAAGCUUACAAGCUUCUCAUGCAGCUCGCUGAUAGUGGGAUUGUACCGGACAUCAUGACUUACAACAUUUUGAUCAAUGGCUUGUGCAAAGCAGGGAAAAUUAAUGGUGCUUUCAAGCUCUUCAAGGAACUGCAAAUCAAGGGACAUUCCCCUGAUUCAGUCACAUAUGGAACACUCAUCGAUGGGUUCCAAAGGGUUGACCGAGAAGAGGAUGCAUUUGCGCUUUUUGAGGAAAUGAUACAGAAUGGGUGUACCCCCAGCUCCGCAGUUUACAAAUCACUUAUGACUUGGUCUUGUCGAAAGAAAAAGAUUUCUGUAGCUUUUAGUCUUUGGCUGAAGUAUUUAAGGAGCCUUCCUGGCUGGGAUGAUGCAACAAUUAGGUUGGCAGAGGAAUAUUUUGAAAAAGGAAAUGUGGAAAUGGCUGUUCGAGGCUUGAUUGAAAAGGACUUCAAGGUGAGAGAAUUUGAUUCAGCACCAUACACUAUUUGGCUCGUUGGGUUGUGUCAGGCAUGGAGGGCCGAGGAAGCCCUGAAGAUAUUUUCUGUUCUUGAGGAGCGCGGGGUCAUUGUGUCUCCUCCAAGUUGUGUGAUGUUGAUCAAUAGUCUCUGCAAGGAUGGCAAUUUGGAUCAAGCAAUAAACAUUUUCCUCUACACUCUGGAGAAAGGUUUCCUGUUGAUGCCGCGAAUUUCCAACCAGCUGCUCAGGUCUCUUCUUCAUUCUCAAGAGAAGGUGAAGCAUGCCUUUGAUCUACUGAAAAGAAUGAAGUCUGCGGGGUAUGAUUUGAAUGCUUAUCUUCAUCAGAGUACAAGGUUGCUUUUGAAGAGUUCUUGGAGUGCACAGGAAACGGACAAUGUUUCACCUGGAUAAAUAUGAUUCUGGGCUUGUAAUAGAUUCAGGAUCUGGUUCUUUCACACAGACAACAGCUACAGCAUGCUGUUGCAUCAAGACAAUUGUGUGUAUCCUACCAGAAGCAAUAAUCGUGUGCCAAUCGAAAGCACUAAACCGCAUGGUGUCCAAUGACUUCUUCAGAAAACAAAAUGAAAGAUAAUUGCCACCCCCAAGAAUGCUACUGACAUGAUAUAUAAUCCAAAGCUUGCUGCAAUGAUCAUUGCAAGAAAAUUUGGUAGCAUCCUUUCAUAUCAUCCAAAAUUGAGAUUACCAUCAUGGUCACAGCCUCAGCAGAUGCUGCUCGGGAAGGAAUAAUGAGUAUAUGGGACCAAGCAUAUGUAUCAAGGGGUGAAUUUUUCUGAUAACGGCUCUGCUCACUUACAUCUCUGGUUCUCUCACCAUCUCCAUCGGAAUUGCUUCCUUGUUUCAGCAGAGAUCUUCCCCAUUUGUACCGAGUGUUCUUUUCAUAUUUUAUCCAUCAUCAACGCAGGUGUGCUAUAGUGGAGGAAUGAGUUGGGUUUGGUGCUGAUGUACACACAUGUUCAAGGAAUCAAACAGAGCUCAAUGAAAAGCUGAAAGAAUGGGCAGCCAAGGGGUUAAAAAUAACUGGUUCAGUGUGCGAUUUGUCAUCAAGACCGUCCUGAGGAGAGCUAAUGAAGGCUGUCUCUUCUAUUUUUGAUAGCAAACUCAACAUCCUGACUCGUAUUCUGAAAAACAUUUAGUUGGCCUUUCCAUAAUUGUAAUCGACAUAUCGCCUAGCAAGAAAUUGUCUUUCAUAUUCAUUGUAGAGUAGCUUAGUGUAGCACAUUUUUGCUAAUGAAGUUUCCAAAACUUGUAUCUGUGGUGUUGUGUGCAUUAGGUAAAUAAUGCUGCUACAAGUGUACUUAAAUGAGCUAUGGACUACACUGCAGAAGAAUUCAA